Schistosoma turkestanicum is the source of this 169-nucleotide messenger RNA. Lineage: Eukaryota; Metazoa; Platyhelminthes; Trematoda; Strigeidida; Schistosomatidae. The record is from the annotation of a GenBank genome assembly.
AUGAACGGAUUUACUAUUGAUGCUAUUUUAGGCAACCAGAUUGUACAACAGAAUAAACUAACUUUAAAUACUACAAACAUGAUUGAUGAUAAUCAUCACUUUAAACAAACUAACUCUUUCUAUGAACAUUCAAAAGUCAAUGCAAAUGUAAAUGUGAACAGCAUUUCAA